AUGAACCAUUGCGCUGCAUCAAAUUUUGAUGGUUCAGUGCGACUCCUGUCUAGUAAAAUGUCGUCUGCCUUUCAACUGGAUAGCGUUGAUGCCGCAUUGAAGGAGGCCCUCAAAGGUCCGACGUAUGAAGAAGUUCGAAGGAUUCUGUACGGCAGAGAGCACAAGGAAAUGGAGAUUCCAAAGGAAGCACUUGAUAUUGCUACGAAGAACAAUUUCGAUCUGAAAGCCUAUGAAGUACUCGCCAAAGAAGAGGAAACACGAGCUCCACGGAAGGUGCGAGUAGCAGCGAUCCAAUUCUCCAUCGUACUACCCACAACAGCACGGAUCGAGGACCAAAGAAGAGCAAUCCACAACAAGGCAUCCAAGAUGAUCGACGCCGCCGUCCUCGCAGGAGCCAAUAUGAUUUGCUUCC
Molecule: messenger RNA, 412 nt
Organism: Cooperia oncophora
Lineage: Eukaryota; Metazoa; Nematoda; Chromadorea; Rhabditida; Trichostrongylidae
Source: the annotation of a GenBank genome assembly